UGUUCCUUGAACAUCUUGUGGAGUGGCAGUACUACAAUGGCAGAAGGUGGUGAUAGCACCUGGUAAUUGCAACCAAGUGUCUUCGCUAUUGCUGUUGUCGUGGUGGUCACCUAGAUGGUCAAGAUCGAUAACUGCUGUCGCGACUGACCGGCACGAGCUCGCCUCGUGUGUUUACACACUGCCACGAUGUCGUCUUCAAUCACUGAGCUCGCCGAAUACCAAGCCAAGCGCAAGGAAUUGAUAUCCAGGGAUAGAUCUCUUCGACUGGAUGUUUUGGAUCAAGAUAACCUAUCCACUCUCGAAAUACAGGCAGACCACUUGAUUCGCAGCAUUCGUGCAGCUGAGGCCGAGUCGGUAUGGAGUGUAGAUUAUCCCUCUAUACCUCAUCCAUUCCCUGGCAUGGAAUUCUUGACUGGCAGGAGUAUCAUUGUCCAAACCGAAAUAUACAAGAUUCUAUGCAAAAUGCCCAAGGGCGCGCUUCUCCAUGCCCAUCUAGACGCGACGGUGAAUGCAUCAUUCCUGUAUGACCUUGGACUGCAAGAACCGUCAAUGCAUGUUCAGGUUCCAAAAGCUAUCAAUGCUCAAACUUUGAACACCGUGCUCCCAAAGUUCAAGGCACUUCCUGCAGAGCUUCACAACAACGAAGCAUUAUCCCUUACCUCACCGUCCUACAUCCCGGACUCCUGGCUUUCUCUUACCCAGGCCGGAGAGCAAUUCGACUCAGAGUCAGGAGGUCCAGAUGGAUUCAAUCAAUGGGUUCUUGGCUGCUUGACGAUCAAUCCCGCAGAGGCGUAUGGAACAUACAACACCGUUACCAAGGUCGUCAUCAAAGUGAUUGGAGCCAACUCUAUAGAAGACGGGAUUUUGUAUGUCGAGCCGAGAGUGAAUUUUUGGAUCAAGACCAUGAAUGUCACACACAGAGAGCUUCUCAUGAUCUUCGAGUCGAUCUUGGAGGAGACCAUCGUUGACUUGAAAGCUCGAGGAAGAGAAGACGAGUUCGUUGGAGCAAAGCUGGACUGGUAUUUUGAGGAUUGUAUUGCUCUGAAAAAAGAGUUCCCCCACUUGAUUGUAGGCUUCAACCUUGUAGGGAAUGAAAAUGUCUUAUACCCGCUGUCACAUUACACGGAGAAGCUCUUAAAUUUUCGUCAUAUGCAGAAGGACGCAAGUGUCGAUAUUCCUUUCAUUCUCCAUGCAAGAGAGACCCUUGGUGAUGGUUCCGAGGCUGACAUGAAUCUCUACGAUACUAUUCUGCUGGGAACAAAAAGGAUCGGACAUGGGUAA
Guyanagaster necrorhizus is the source of this 1281-nucleotide messenger RNA. Its product is annotated as Metallo-dependent hydrolase. Gene Ontology annotation, molecular function: adenosine deaminase activity. NCBI's taxonomy places the organism in Eukaryota, Fungi, Basidiomycota, Agaricomycetes, Agaricales, Physalacriaceae. The coding region runs from base 187 to 1281 and encodes 364 amino acids. Gene Ontology annotation, biological process: adenosine catabolic process; inosine biosynthetic process. The transcript is spliced from 8 exons. The record is from RefSeq and is a predicted model, not a curated record.